AUACAGAUCAGGUCCUGGUCGGGCAAUUGGUAAUAAGCUGACCCAGUUGUCUCCUCUUCUCCUGAAUGAUCCCCCAAGGAUGGACAAGGACAGGAAUGAGAUGACUAAGAGAAUAUUACACUUCACCUUGGAGAUCCUCCACCUGCUGACCGGAGAGGAUUACACCAUAGUGAAGAAGACAUGGGACAAGGAGCCUCCACUUCUGUCACUGAUACAUGAGCAGAAAAUCCUAGAACUGACCAACAGGAUCACUGAGCUGCUGAUUAGAGAGGUUCCUAUAAGGUGUCAGGAUGUGGCGGUCUAUUUCUCCAUGGAGGAGUGGGAGUAUGUAGAAGGACACAAGGAUCUGUACCAGGACAUAGUCAUGAUGGAGGAUCACCGGCCCCUUACAUCACAAGAUGGAGUCAUUGAUAGAAAUCCACCCGAGAGGUGUCCCCGCCCUCUGUAUUCCCAGGACUGUCCAGAGGAAAAUGUCCUAGAGAAGCAUCAGGGGGAAGAUCUGACUAUUAUUAAAGUGGAGGAUGAAGAGUGGAUGAUGGACGAUCACCCAGGUAUGGGGGAAGAGACGGAGGAAAUUCCAGGAGGUGUUACCCCAGAACAUUCCAGUAAGAAUUCUGAGGGAAACUUCAUGUUUUCCCUGAAUGAAGAAGGAGAAUAUGGAGAGAUCAUGGAGCGCUCCUCAGGAGAAGAUGGAGAGAUCAUGGAGCGCUCCUCAGGAGAAGAUGGAGAGAUCAUGGAGCGCUCCUCAGGAGAAGACCUCCUUGCCCCUAAUGUCCAUCCAGGACUUCACAGUACAGAUGGAUCCUAUAAUUAUCCCCCUAAUUUUGAGGAACCUUUUCCUGACCAACCACCGAUUGAGGGGGGGAGGAUUCGAUGUGAUGAAUGUGGAAAAGAGUUUACUAGAAGAUCAAGUCUUUUCACACACAAAAGAAUUCACAAAGGCGAAAGACCCUUUUCAUGUUCAAAAUGUGGGAAAUGUUUUACCCAAAAAUACCAUCUUGUUACACACGAGAGAAGUCACACGGGAGAGAAGCCGUAUACUUGUUCAGAAUGCGGGAAUAGCUUUACAAAUAAAUCAGCUCUUGUUACACACGCGAGAUGUCACACAGGAGAGAGGCCAUAUUCUUGUUCAGAAUGUGGAAAAUGUUUUGCAAUUCAAUCAAAUCUUGUUAGACACGAGAGAAUUCACUCAGAGCAGCCAUAUUCAUGUUCAGAAUGUGGGAAAUGUUUUACACAACAGUCCAGUCUUCUUGCACAUGUGAGAAGUCACGCAGGAGAGAAGCCGUAUGCAUGUUCUAAAUGUGGCAAAUGUUUUAUAAAUCAAUCACAUCUUGUUAGACAUGAGCGGAUUCACACAGGAGAGAAGCCGUAUUCUUGUUCAGAAUGCGGGAAAUGUUUUAUAAAUAAAUCAGAUCUUGUCAGGCAUGAGAGAAUUCACACAGGAGAGACGCCGUAUUCCUGUCCAGUAUGUGGGAAAUGUUUUAAAAAUAAAUCAGACCUUGUUUCCCAUGAGAGAGGUCAUACUCAUGUUCUAAAUAUGGGAAACGCUUUGCAAAUUAAUCAAAUCUUGUUAGACAUGAGAGGAUUUACACAGGAGAGAAGCCAUAGUCCAGACCAGAAUGCUGAAAAUGAUUUAUAAAUCAGUAGAAAUGAGUGAAUUCACACAGGAAAGAUGUAUUCAUGUUCAGAAUGUGGGAAAUGUUUUACAAAUAAAAAAAUAAAAAAGAU
This is a messenger RNA of Hyla sarda, 1728 nucleotides long. RefSeq names its product zinc finger protein 2-like. The transcript is spliced from 7 exons. Gene Ontology annotation, biological process: regulation of transcription by RNA polymerase II. NCBI's taxonomy places the organism in Eukaryota, Metazoa, Chordata, Amphibia, Anura, Hylidae. The coding region runs from base 80 to 1639 and encodes 519 amino acids. Gene Ontology annotation, molecular function: DNA-binding transcription factor activity; RNA polymerase II cis-regulatory region sequence-specific DNA binding. The record is from RefSeq and is a predicted model, not a curated record.